This is a messenger RNA of Drosophila obscura, 4373 nucleotides long. RefSeq lists its product as uncharacterized. Gene Ontology annotation, biological process: monocarboxylic acid transport; transmembrane transport. Lineage: Eukaryota; Metazoa; Arthropoda; Insecta; Diptera; Drosophilidae. The transcript is spliced from 5 exons. Bases 831 to 3518 code for a protein of 895 amino acids. The record is from RefSeq and is a predicted model, not a curated record. Gene Ontology annotation, molecular function: monocarboxylic acid transmembrane transporter activity.
UUUCAAAGAGCAGCAGAACUUUCGAGGGAGCAAAAGCAACAGCAACGAACAGACGUCUCCGAGUUAUAAGUUGCAAAGGACGCCUGGCUGUCGCGAAAACUAAUUUGAUCAGCGAACGAUACAAAAUACCAACGAAAGUCAACGCUCUCAGUGCUUGUGUUCUGCCAGUCGAAUUUUGUAAUUGCCCAAAACGGAAAAGUUAAAAGUUCCAAACUGAAAUCCAUGUGAAAUUUCGCACGUAUCGAUUUGUUCCAAAAACUGCAUUUUGUCAAACACACACACACACACACCUCACACUCAAAGAGUGUGCGCUUGUGGUGGUGAGCGGAAACGGAAGGAGACAGAGAGAGAGAGAGAGAGACAGAGAGCCGGAAACAGCUGCUGCGACCACAAAAAAAGUGCAAACACCAAGCAACAAGCAACAAUUGAAAGAUGACGCCAUAGAAGUUACCUGGAAAACCCUCAGCAUCCCAUCUCUCAGCAUCAGUGACAGACAGGCAGGCUUCCCAGCAUCAUCACCAGGGGAUCCCCACAAAGACGAAUCCACAAACGAUUCUGUGCCAAACGAGACGAGGACCACGACGACAACCGCACGAACGGCGGAGGCUGAACGGCUGCUGCUGUCGGUGCAGACGGGACGACAUUCAGACGAAACUGGGCCAACCGGGGAAGGCCCGCUCGCCGCUCGGUAUUUGUGCACUCGGUGGGUACCACAGCAGAGACAACCCAAUGCAUUUGGGUGUACAACAACAACGCCCCAAGCAACACCAACAACAACGCGAGCAACAAGAGAAACAUCAGAGGCGAUUCAGGUUCAGUAAAGGACGCCAAUGUCAUCCCUACAGCGUGACUGGAAUUUGCAGGGUUCCAGGGGAUCGAUUUACUGCGCGAGUGAACCGGACCCAGCUGGUGGAGUCCAGUACGAGUCGGGAGGGUUCAUUCUCAACACGAAGACAGCGGCUAGCUCCGGCGUGGGACUGGGUGGAGGUGUGGGAGACGGCGGCAGCGUUGGCAUCGAGUGCGGAUCCCUCUUCUCGAUCGUCUCAGCGCCACCCGCACCGCUGCCCACAGUGCCGGCCGUUGUGGUGCCGCUUGCCGAGCUGCAUGUCAAGCAGAUGGAGUCGGAGUCCCAGUGCCUGCCCUCGAUGUCCCCGUCACCGGUCCGGCGACCCGCCACACUCACCCUGGACGCCCCCUGCUGCCCGCGCACCCUGCACGCCAGCCUGCUGGAGCACCAGAUCUCCGAGCUGGAGGAGGACGACAACGAGAACCUGUUGACUGUCUCCAGCAUCACGGCGCGGCCGUUGAUAGCCAAAUCGCACGAGCUGCGCAGCAGUCGCAAGACGCAGCAGCAGUACGGAAACGGAACCGGCAACGGCAACGGAUCGCAGACGGCGAAGAGCAAAUGCAUCCGCAGGGCCAAGGAGCGGGACAGGAUCGUGCAGCGACGCAGCAAGCCGCCGGCCAAGGAUCGCGACUCCUCCACGACGACAACGGAAAGCGGUGGGGGCAACGUGGAGCCUCCCGACGGCGGCUAUGGCUGGUUCAUCGUUUUCGGGGCCUUCUCCGUGCAGUUCUGGGUGGCCGGGCUGGUCAAGUCCUACGGAGUGCUCUACGUGGAGAUAAUGGAGACGUUUCCCAGCUCAACGGCCACGGUGGCAUCCUGGAUACCGGCCAUUCUCUCGGCCCUGUGCCUGGUCCUUGCACCCCUCUCGAGCGCCCUGUGCCAGCGAUUCUCGUGCCGGGCCGUGGUCUUCGUGGGCGGCAUCUUCUGUGCCACGGGCAUGAUGCUCAGCUACUUUGCCACCAGCCUGGUGCACCUGCUCUUCACCUUCGGCAUUCUAACGGGCAUUGGCGGAGGCCUCUCCACCACGCCGGGCAUCGUCAUCGUGUCCCAGUACUUUGACACGCACCGCGCCCUGGCCAAUGGCAUCUGUGUGUCGGGCACGGCGGCCGGCAGCUUCAUCCUGCCGGUGCUCAUCAAGCAUCUGGUGGAGAAAUGCGGCUUCCAUGCCACCCUCCUCAUUCUGGGCGGCUGCAUGCUGCACGUCUGUGUCUCGGCGAUGCUCUAUCGUCCGAUCAGCGCGUAUGUGGACCCGGGCCAGGGCCAGGGCCAGGGCCAGGCGCCGGAGGCCACUGAGAAGCCGCUGAGCGAGGACAUCAAUCCGAGCACGACGGGCAUCCUGACCACAUCCACCUACCUGGACACCUGCGAGGUGGUGGGCGACAAUGAGCUGAGCGACAAGUUCAUCGAGCAUUUGUUCCUCGAGGAGUCGAAGAACCACCUGAACUACUACACCAGCAAGCAGCCAGCAGCAGCAGCGGCAGCAGCAGCAGCAGCAGGUGAGUGCAAUGGGAGCUCUGGGCAGCGGCCCUCACUACUGUUGCAUUCGCCAGCACACGACAAGUCGGCGCAGGAGAGCGACGACGAGGUGAAGGACAUCAUUGGCGAGACCACCUUCAUCAAGCCCAUGAAGAAGGUGCGCAGCUCCGGGCUGCUGCACUCCGUCGAGGAUCUGAGCACCGACUCCACCUGGGUAUACCGCAAGCACUCGGGCACGGACUCGAAUCGCGGCAGUCGCCGGCGUCGCAAUGUCUUCGCCAACGACGAGGUCAUCUCGAAGAUCCAGGCCCACCUGGAGAGGCCACUGUCGCCGCCGAGCGUGGUCAGUCGCGGGCUCAGCAAGAGCAUGGAGAUCCCCACGCCGGUGAGCAACCUCAGCGAGCUGAAGCAGCAGCAGCAGCUGUCGGACAGCGGCAUCCUUGACUCCCAGCUGAUGGAGUCCCUAAAUGGCGAUGGUGGGCCGGAGGACGACGACGACGACGAUGAAGAUGAUGAGGAGCAGCUGCCGCGUACCUGCUGCGAGCGCAUCGAGAUGUAUCUGGACAUCAGCCUGCUGCAGGAGCCGCGAUUCAUUCUGAUGACCCUCUCCGUCACCCUCAUGUCCGUUGGCUGUCCCUACAUGCUGUACUAUCUGCCCGCCCAUGUCAUCUCCAUAGGCUACAACAAGAGCGAGGCGGGCUAUUUGGUGGCGAUCAGCGCAGUCCUGGAUCUUUGUGGGCGCCUGGGCCUCGGCUGGCUGUCGGAUCUGCAUCUCUUCGAUCGCAAAAGGACCUACACCCUCUGCAUUUUGGGCGCCGGCCUGGCGGUUCUCACCAUUCCCUUUGCCAAGACCCUGAUCCUGGUGGGUCUAUCCGCCGCCGUGUACGGCCUCUGCCUGGGCAGCUGGUAUGUGCUGAUGCCCGUCCUCCUUGCGGACGUCUUUGGCACGGAUAGGAUCAGCUCCAGCUAUGGGCUGGUGCGCAUGUUCCAGAGCAUUGGAGCCAUUUCGGUGCCGCCGCUGGCUGGUCUACUGCGUGAUCUGUCGGGUGACUAUGAGAUCUGCUUCUACUGCAUGGGCUCCUGCAUGGUGCUCGGCUGCACACCGCUCAUCGUGUGGUCCAUUCUGGAGGCGCGCAACCAUCGUCUGUUCGUGCAGGGCGAGGAGGACUGCGAGGAUGACUGCGAGGAUGCCUAAGGGACGGGCGAGUGUGUGUUACGAAUUGUGUUACGGGUUACUAAUUAGUUACUAAUGGCUGUCGCCCCAUAAGCUAAUCGUGUUUUAGUAGCCAAAACGAACAGACAGAGAGAUAACCAAAACUAGUUGAGUUCCUGAGUUUCAAAGUUGCGAAUGCCUCACCGAUUCUAGCCACUAUCCACUACCAAUUACUGAUUGUAUUAGCCCCACAGCCCACUAUCUUUACUCUAUCCUCGAGCCAACACAUCCCACUCCCUCUCGCACCUCUCGCAUCUCUCGCAUAUAUAUUUAUCUAUAAAAGGAUCUAUGCAUCCCCCCGUUGCUUGUUAUAUUUCAGUUGAGCACAAACCAGAUCGUUUGUAUGUACAAUACUUAUGUAUAUCUUGCUGCAGAUGAGGCGAGUCGAGGCGAGACGAGACUUGACGAAGAGAUUCAAACGAAACAAAACAAAACAAAGAUUCAAACAACCUACUGAGCACCAAAACGUUGCGCAAAAAGAACUGAGUUAAAAAAAGACAUGAAAAAUAACUACCCGUAUAUAAAUAUAUAUAUAUAAUAUAUAAAAUAUCUCCAUGGACUAACCCACGUAUUUCCAUGCCCCGAAAAUAAAAACGAAUAGACAGGCAGACUAUAGGGACUAGGUACGCAUAUAACCCAUAUCAGAAUUGUUUCCCCGUUCGCUUCAUAGACAGCGGAGGGCUAUAUAUGUAUGAACAGGUAAUAUGUACGAGUAGGGCAAGGGUCAAUGUCUAUCCUGUCAUCACCACAUCGCGUUGCAUUAAUCUAGUUGUAUGUAAUAUAGUUGUUGUGAGACAUUUACCCAUAAACGGAAACUAACAAAUAAACACAAAAUCA